Pseudopodoces humilis (Tibetan ground-tit) is the source of this 969-nucleotide messenger RNA. RefSeq names its product cilia and flagella associated protein 73 (gene CFAP73). Lineage: Eukaryota; Metazoa; Chordata; Aves; Passeriformes; Paridae. The record is from RefSeq and is a predicted model, not a curated record.
AUGGACUCGGAGCUGGAGGAGCGGUUCCGAGUGGCUUUCCGAGACAAGCUGCGGCUGCUCCCCGCCGAGCUGCAGGCAGCCCGUGGCAGGACACGGGAGCCCGCCACGCUCCCGCCCUCCACUCGUGUGCUCCUCAAGAGACGGGAGGUGGCGGAGGCGGAGCGGGAGCUGCAGAACCAGCGGCAGGAGUUUGAGCGGCGGAUGCAGCGCCUGGCGCAGCGCAGGCAGCAGCUGGCCCGGAGGCGAGAGCAGCACCGCGAAGCCGUGCUCAGCUUUGAGUCCUUCCUCAAGGCGGUGGCGGCCAGGCGGGAGCGGGCGGAGCGCCGGGCGGGCGAGCAGCGGGAGCGGGCGGCGGCAGAGCGGGCCGAGGCUGCCCGGCUGCAGCGGGAGCUGGAGCAGCUGCUGCGGCGCAGGGAGCGCCUGGCCCGGCGACUGCGAAGCCUCCGGCCCUUCGGGGACUACCUGCGAGACGUGCUGACCAGGAUGGGGCAGUUCCAGGACGUGCCGGCCAUGCUGGAGCAUUUUGGGGUGCUGGCGGGGGUGCGGGCAGCCCUGGCACGGGAGGCAGAAGCCGGGCAGGAGCUGCUGGCCCAGGGCAGGUCACAGCUCCAGCGGUACCGUCAGGAGGCCAGCACCCAGCUCCAGGGCACCAGGGAUGAGCUGGCCCGGCUCCACACACGCCUGGAGGCUGCCCACCAAGACGUGCUGCAGUGGGAGUCCUGCUGGACCCACAUCCAGAGCACAGCCAUGCAGAAGACCCUGCUGCUGGGGCAGAUCAGGCUGGCUGUGCUGAACCUCUUCCAGCAAAUCACUGCAGAGCUCAAGAUCCCCAUCAAUCAAGGCCAGGAAGACACAAAGGCCCAGUUGGACAUGGUGCUGCUCUGCAUGCAGGGCCUGGCUGACAUCUGUGCCACUGGCACACACCCGCAGCACCACGGCACUGCCAGGCUGCUUCAGGACCAGGGAUAG